Molecule: messenger RNA, 3462 nt
Organism: Terrapene triunguis (Three-toed box turtle)
Lineage: Eukaryota; Metazoa; Chordata; Testudines; Emydidae
Gene: TSPAN33
Product: tetraspanin 33
Exons: 8
Coding region: 57-914 (285 amino acids)
Cellular component (GO): membrane
Source: RefSeq, a predicted model, not a curated record
CCCGGCUCCCAUGGGCCGGCAGUGAGUGAGUGAGCGGGCGGGGCGCGCCCGGGGCCAUGCCCAGGCGGCUGCCGGGGCCCCCUGCGGGCCCCCACGGGGAGGAUUUCUCCUUCGUGAGCCCGCUGGUGAAGUACCUGCUCUUCUUCUUCAACCUGCUCUUCUGGAUGAUCUCGAUGGUGAUGGUGGCCGUGGGCAUCUACGCCAGGCUGAUGAAGCACGCAGAGGCGGCCAUGGCCUGCCUCGCGGUGGAUCCCGCCAUCCUGCUCAUCGUGGUCGGCAUCCUGAUGUUCCUGAUCACCUUCUGCGGCUGCAUCGGCUCCCUGCGUGAGAACAUCUGCCUGCUGCAGACGUUCUCAAUCUGCCUGACCAUAGUCUUCCUGCUGCAGCUGGCAGCUGGAGUGCUGGGCUUUGUCUUCUCUGAUAAGGCACGCGGGAAGGUGAGCGAGAUCAUCAACAACGCCGUCGUGCAUUACCGGGACGACCUGGACCUGCAGAACCUCAUCGACUAUGGGCAGAAGGAGUUCAGUUGCUGUGGGGGUGUCUCCUACAAGGACUGGUCCCAAAACAUGUAUUUCAACUGCACUGCUGACAACCCCAGCAGGGAGCGCUGUUCUGUGCCUUAUUCUUGCUGCCUGCAUGCAGCUGACCAGGCUGUCAUCAACACCAUGUGUGGCCAGGGGAUGCAAGCCAUGAACUACCUGGAGGCCAGCGAGUUCAUCUACACCAACGGCUGCAUCGACAAGCUGGUGAACUGGAUCCACAGCAACCUCUUCCUGCUGGGGGGCAUCGCGCUCGGCUUGGCCAUUCCACAGCUGGUGGGAAUCCUGCUCUCCCAGAUCCUCAUCAACCAGAUCAAAGACCAGAUCAAGCUGCAGCUCUACAAUCAGCAGCACCGAGCAGAUCCUUGGUACUGAAACCCCCCCCAGAAGAGCCAGUGCUUCCUUGCUGGGGAAGUGCCUCUCGUCCCGUGGCAGGGAACGGCGUGGGGAGGGACACGCACCCCAGGAGGAAGAAGAGACCUGCAUUUUCCCCUGCUAUUGCUCGCCCUGCCCUGCAGGGGACUGGACCACGGGAUAGCCCCCAGGAGAGACCCCAGGGAGCCAGCGAGAGGCUGCUGCGUCUCCGGCAUCAUCCGUAGCAUCCCCGCCCAAGGAACUGACAGCUUGGUCCCUUUUUUGGCAGCUUGCUUCUCUUUUCUUUUUUUUAAAGAGGGAAAAUUUCCCAGCUGCCCCAGCCCUGUCUGGGAAUUGCCUUGAGAGCUGCGUCUUCCCCUAGAAGGCUGGCGCAUUGGAGCGGGGCUGGGCUGGCUGGUACGGAAGGGAGGUAAGUGGAGGGGGUUUGGCGGUAUAAUGCAGGUACAAGCUUCUUUCUUCCUGUGUGGUCUUGGAGCACGGGGAGGGGGGCCUAGCCAGCUUCCUCCCUCCCAGGCCUGGACCAGCUGGGAGUGACACCAGACGGGAGAAUGAUCAGCCCCCACCCUGCACUGAUCUUUACGGAUGCUCCUCUGGCUUCAGUGUAUCAGGAGGGGGCUGCUAAGGGGAGAGGGCUAGAGGAUGUAACUAGUUGCCAAAAACCAGACUCGGGAGGGGGGGCUGGGAAUGGGAUCUGGAGCCCAGCCCUCCAGGGCGCUGACUCCAGUCUGGGGACACCAUCUGACUCUGAAGUGGGUCUUGGACACGGGAUAUGAAGCCUUUCACCGCUAGGGCCUCCAGGCCAUGCCCAGGCUGACAUGACAGCCCCGCCGGGGCAGACUUGCCGCAUUCCCUGGCGGGCUGGCAUCCCCACGGCACACAGCUGGGUCACCUCGAAGAUGUUUUGGGCUCUUGAAACCUCACGAGAGGCAGAGUUUCUCCCAGCUGAUCCCUGUGGCAGGCAGCAGCUCUGGGAAGCCCUUGGUCUGUGGGGUUGUAGUCUAGCCGGAGGCCCGCGUGGGUCUUGGCUCUGGACUCUCGAGUUCAGUGGAUACGGCCAAAGAUCGGAGGGUGCGUUGGCUAUCCCAGGUCUGGCCGAUGUGCCCACAGCCCCGGGUGCUUGGCUGCGGGAAGCGGCCGAAGCGGCAGAUCCUCAAGCGUAGAGCAGAGACAGCGGUGGAGUAGCGUGUCCCGUUCUGGGCACGGAAGAGUCCAGUUGUCAGGGCCAUUAAUGUAACGGCUUCUACCAGUCUGGCUACACUGAAUUCAGUUCCCCCAAGCCUCGAAUUUAAGGAUCUUUAAACCCUCAGAGCAGCCGCUCUCUUGCUGAGCUCUCUAAGCUGUAUGUAUAACAAUGCUCCUGGAUGGGUCCGUCGGCAGGGAUUGAACCUGCGAUCUCUGGCUCGAGAAACGUGGGCUGCUACUGUUUGAGCUAAAGGACCAAGUCUGUUAGCUCAGCCAGUAACACUCCUAAACCUGUGUACAUGGUGUCACCACUAAGGGGGACGAAGUCGCACUGUUAGCACAGGUUACACAGUUUUGUAUCCAAACGCUCUAUGCCUAUCCAACGUUGUUUGCGAGAGAUGCCCACCCCAUUAUGUAAGGCGGCGAUGAGGGGCCGCGUGGCAGGAAACAAUCGAGGAAACAGGUGUUUGCAGUCAUCAGCCUGGCGUGGGUGAACCAGGCAGGGUAUGACUAAGAGAACAUGAAUGAAAAGCAGCACAGCGUCUCUCCCUAUAGGGUUUGCUGCAUCCGAGCCAGUGGCUGAUCCAUCUAGUUAGUUACCUGCACAGGCAGAAGAUAUUUGAAACUGGAGGGCUCCUUAAUCUAGCAGGCAAAGGUGGAACCAGAUCCAGGAGCUGGGAGUUGGCAAAGUUAAAACUGGAAAUAUGGUGAAAAUUGUUACCAGUGCUGGUAAUGGACCACUAGAAUAGCUUCUCCAGGGAUGGGGCGGCUUCUCCAUCAGGUGGGCUUUUUGCAUCAAGGCGGGGUGGCUUUCUAAAAGAUGCCCCAAUUCAACCACACGUUAUGGGCCUGAUGCAGGCAUCACUUGGUGGAAUUCUCCGGCCUGUGCUCUACAGGAAGUCAGACGAGAUGUCCGUAACAGUCCCUUGUGGCCCUAAUGCCUGUGGGUAGCUUAUCUUGGCCAGGGGCUGGUGCCGGGUGGGUCAGAGGAAGGUAUAACCAUCCUUCCCCCUCCGCCAGUAACGCUCAGUCAGUGUGCGCCCUGCAAACACCACCAGCUGCACCAAGGUGGAAGAUGAGACCACAUGAUCUGUGUGUUACCUCUGUGGAUGGACAUCUGCCCAUGUGCUCUCCUGCCCCUUAGAGGCAGCAUCUCCUCCUAGCAUGGAGAGGCUGUAACAGUCGUCUUGGAACAUGCACAGAUAUCUAUUUUGAACACUGUACAAAGGGAGGGAUCGGCAGAGACUUCUCUCUUUUGGGAUGUUUGUAAGUAACACAUGGGUUCUGUAUUUAUCUGUGAAAUUAACUCCUCUGUGAUGUGUUCCCUUUGCUUGUGUGGAGAAUAAAAUCAAAAUCGGGUUCUGAC